UCAACAACAAUGCUCAGAUAUCCAUUUUAAUGCGCCACUCUAGGGCUGUCUGGCACACACUGGCAUACCUUAAGCCUCUGCCACUCUGUGUGUUGUUCCAGGGUUUUCCUUGUGCUAAGAUGUGAUGACUCCAAACUGCUACCUACCGGAAUACUGCAAUAUUUAAAAUGACCACAACGGAGCACCAUACUAAUGUGACGUAUCUCUCUGAGGACAAAUUAAAACAAACAUUAGCCAAUAAAAAGAGAGAUUCAUAUUCGACAAGCAGAAAAUCUUCGAUAAAACAUCCUUCUGCUGAUUUGAACGAUAAUAAUAUGCUCAGCAGAAAACUUUAUCCUGGAGAUUUAAAAUCUAAGUUUCAAGACUCUAAGAACUCAGAUUCAAACCACGUUCUGGAACCAGGAGGAUUCCGUUCGUUUACUAAAACAAAACUGAAAAGACACAACACGAUCGGCACCGUCGAUGACGUCACUUCCCGUCGCGACUCCGCGGUGAAGAGCUCCGCGCCCCUGAGACCGCGUCACCAGAACACCAACCGCGGCGUCACAUUCUCCUGGUCUAAAUCUGUCUCUGAAGAGAUGCUCGGUCCAAAAAGGUCAUCGAUAGACCUUGACCCCCCAUAUAGCAGAAGACUCGGCGUUUUGGAAGAGGGGAACGCGGGUAAACGGACGCGUAAAUUGUCGAACGGUUCAGAGGUGCCCGUUCACAAGGUCAGCUUUCAAGCGGCAACAGCCAAGGUGAGCAACCUGCUGAAGGUCAAGGCCGCCAGGAAGCUUAGUGUCGGUGCAGGUACUAUACGACCGAUGAGUUCUGUAGCCGAAGACGAGGCUGACCUGCCCACGACUCCGAGAUUCUCGUCCUUCCUCUCACCCGAGGCCCAGUAUGCCCUGAUGAAAGGCUACGAGGACAUCAUAGCCGACAAGCUGACUAGCAAGUUCCCGGAGUAUAACGGGAUGCUGAAAAGAAACAAAACCCCAUACGGGAUAACUAUAUUAGAACAGGGGUUAGAACUAUCUUCAGACAUAGACCAACACAACCAUUCCGAUGAUAAAAAUGUUAAUCAUCUAAACUCAAAGCCGCAUUUGGUUUCAAAUUUAGCAACAGGUUCGAAUUUCGAAUCACAGAUUAAACAAAAAGAACCAGAUUUAUUUGAAAGUAAAGUAAUAGAGAAAAACAUCUUAAACAAAAACUCACCAGCUCCUAAACACGACACUCAGACCUGUCUAGAAAACCUAAGACGGCUGUCUCUUAGUUUUUCGUCCAACGCCGAGAAAGAAAAAGACAACGCGGUUCGAAAUCUCGACAUAGAUGACCUGGACGACCCAGGUCUUAGACGCCAUUCCAUGGCGGCAACAUCCGUUCUGCCGCUGCCGCACGAGAGAAGGCGAGUGCUGAGCCAGCGGAUGGAGACGGCCAUGGACCUUCUGGACACGAUCCGACCCCAGUGGGAGCACGCACUGUCCCCACGGGUCAAGCAUGAAGCUAAGCAUCAGAUAGCUCCGUUGGUUGAUUACAACCGAUGGGCUGAUCAAUGGGCUACAGAGUUUCAGAGCAGUACGGUCCAGUAGUUAUUACUAGAUGUUAAUCACUGUUCGAUAUGGGAAUCACAGUUACAGCUAGAGAGUUCAAUAGGCAAUCUUCGCUAUAAUUACAUCGUUUAAUAGGAAAUAUUCGCUACAAUUAGACAAUUAAACAGGCAAUCUUCGCUAUAAUUACAUCGUUUAAUAGGCAAUAGUCGCUACAAUUACACAGUUCAAUAAGCAAUCUUCGCUACAAUUACACAGUUCAAAAGACAAUCUUCGCUAUAAUUACAUCGUUCAAUUUUCGGUAGAAUUAUAUCAUUAAACAGGCAAUAUCCGGUAGAACUACAUCAUUAAACAGGCAAUUUUCGGUAGAAUUACAUCAUUAAAGAGGCAAUUUUCGCUAUAAUUACACAAGUCGAUAGAAAACCAAUGCUACAAUUAGUUUAAUGGGGAAUAUAAGCUGCAAUUACAAUUACUGAGUUCUGUAUUCAAUCUUCGCUAUAAUUACACAGUUCCAUAGGAAAUCGUUUUUAAAAUCAGAGACACACUCACAUAGUUCGAUAGGGAAUAUGAGUUACAAUCACACCGUUCAAUAAGUAUCCCAAUCACAUAUUUUUUUUUGGAAAAUUAUCCCAAAGUAAACGCUAUUUAUUUUCACGCGUGUUUGUUGCUUUUAAAAUUAUUUAGUGAGAGUAAAAUAAAGUGUGCAUAUUAUAUUUAAACUUAUAUAACACAACCAUCCUUUGUAAAUAUCUGUAAAUGUAGA
Physella acuta is the source of this 2289-nucleotide messenger RNA. RefSeq lists its product as uncharacterized. NCBI's taxonomy places the organism in Eukaryota, Metazoa, Mollusca, Gastropoda, Physidae. The record is from RefSeq and is a predicted model, not a curated record.